CACAUGCUAUCAACGGGCAGGACGUUCACCGUGACAGAACAAAGGUCGCGUUUCUCAAGGUGCUCAAGUGCGUAAUUGCCUGUUAAGUGGAGACUUGGCACUCUUUAACCUGUACACGCUCCAACUUAUCGUAGCCAUUAUCGGGGCGAGGCUCUGACACCAUCUAUUGACAAUGAGUCAGAAAUGAACCUCAAACCAAGUGUUUCUUACACGAACAGAUCAUUUACUUUGCUUCGUGCGCUGAACGGGUAAAGAAAGGCGAUUCAGUCCGAUCUCACCAGCAAAGUUUCUCGACUUGAUCAAACACAGGAGGACCGAUAAUGCCUAAGCCAGUCAAUGUCCGCGUCACUACUAUGGAUGCAGAGCUGGAAUUUGCCAUCCAGGCAGUCACUACAGGCAAACAGCUCUUUGAGCAGGUGGUCAAGACAGUGGGUUUGCGUGAGGUGUGGUACUUUGGGCUGCAGUAUAUGGACAACAAAGGAUAUCUCACCUGGCUCAAAAUGGAAAAAAAGGUUUUAUCUCAGGACAUAAAGCGAGAGAGCCCCCUGCAGUUUAUGUUCCGGGCUAAGUACUACCCUGAGGAUGUUCAAGAGGAGCUCAUCCAGGACAUCACCCGCAAGCUCUUCUUCCUUCAGGUGAAGGAUGCCAUUCUGAGCGACAACAUCUACUGCCCCCCAGAGACGGCCGUGCUGCUGGCAUCAUACUCCGUGCAGGCCAAGUGCGGAGACUUCUCUAAGGAGACGCACAGACCUGGCUACCUUACAUCAGAAAGCCUGCUCCCCCAGAGGGUACUUGACCAGCACAAGCUCUCCAAAGACCAAUGGGAGGAUAGGAUCCAGGUUUGGCAUGAAGAACACAGGGGCACGCUAAAGGAUGAUGCUAUGCUAGAGUACUUAAAAAUUGCACAAGAUUUGGAGAUGUAUGGAGUCAACUACUUUGACAUCAAGAACAAGAAAGGAACAGAACUGUGGUUGGGUGUGGAUGCACUUGGCCUUAACAUAUAUGAGAAAGAUGACAAAUUGACACCAAAGAUUGGAUUCCCUUGGAGUGAAAUCAGGAACAUAUCUUUCAGCGACAAGAAGUUUGUCAUUAAACCCAUUGACAAAAAGGCCCCAGACUUUGUGUUCUACGCCACUCGCCUGCGCAUUAACAAGCGGAUCCUACAGCUGUGCAUGGGCAACCAUGAGCUGUACAUGCAGAGGCGCAAACCCGACACCAUCGAGGUGCAGCAGAUGAAGGCACAGGCAUACGAGGAGAAGCACCAGAAGAAGUUGGAGAGAGAAAUGCUGGAAAAUGAGAAGAAAAAGAGAGAAGCUAUUGAGAGAGAGAAGGAACAGAUGGAGAGAGAAAAGCAAGAAAUGGUGAUGAGGCUCUGCCAGUAUGAGGAACAGGCUAAGAGAGCUGAGAAAGAAUUGAGGGAGCAGCUGGACAGGGCCAUGCGGCUGGAGGAGGAGAGACGAAGGGUGGAGGAGGAUGCCUCACGUCUGGAGGCUGAGCGGCAGGCGGCUCUCCUGGCCAAAGAAGAACUGGCCAGGCAGGCAGAAGACCAGAUCAAGAACCAGGAGCAGCUGGCUACAGAACUGGCUGAGUACACCGCAAAGAUCGCCCUGCUGGAGGAGGCCAAGAGAGUGAAGGAAGAAGAGGCUGAUCAGUGGCAGAACAGAGCUAAGGAGGUGCAGGAGGAUCUGCUGAAGACGCGCGAGGAGCUUCAGCUGGUGAUGACGGCCCCUGUGGCCAUCCCGGCCCCCGUGAUGGUGGUGGACGAGAUGGACGUGGAGCAGGAGGAACAGGAGGAGAACACUAAGACCUACAGUGCUGAGCUCCUGGUGGGAGGCAUCCACGACAACCGCAUUGAGGAACAGCGUCUCACCGAGGCCGAGAAAAAUGAGCGUGUGCAGAGGCAGCUAAUGGCCCUGAGCUCCGAGCUGGCUGAGGCGCGGGAUGACUCCAAGAAGACACAGAAUGACAUCUUGCACAUGGAGAACAUGCGCGUGGGCAGGGACAAGUACAAGACGUUGCGUCAGAUCCGCAUGGGAAACACCAAGCAGAGGAUAGAUGAGUUUGAAGCAUUGUAGAGACUGCUCCCAUCUGAAUGCCCUCGGCCAUAGCUUGCACCCUGCUAGCUACUGCCUCUGCUAUUUUAGGGUGUAUUUUGCAACAUUAUCACAAAUGGUUCCACUUUACAUUAGCCGUUCAAGUAUUUAGACUGUCGUAAUGCUAUUUAAUCAUAGUGGAACAACUGGACAGAAUUAUAUUUCCUGAAGGUCACUACGGUGGGGAAAGGGGUAGAGAGAGCAACACUGGAAUAUCAUUCUCACCCAUCAGUCUCCGCCAUGGGCACCAUGGUAACGGUCAAAAAAUGGAAAAUAUUAUGGUCUUUCUGCAUCACAGUAAGUCCAUAUCCUUGGUGGCUUUUGCUUGGUUUGGAACCCUAACCCCCUGGACUAUAUCUUACAUGUGUACAUGCCUACCAUAAAUAUAACCAUUUGAUUCUAAAGGAAAUAUGUUCAUCACCUUCUAUUCUAGGCAUUUGUAAAAUGGGUGCGAAAUCCUCUCCUUUGACUUUACUAAAUAUUAACUUCCAGUCAGUCUAUAUUUAUAAAAAUUGUCAGAAAGCCUUUAAAAUUUCCUCUUUUAAUUCUUGUUUUCUUUUUUGAAAUAAUUCUGUUUGCUGCCACCCUGAAUUCGAUUUAUGACAAGCACCAUAUCAUAGUCUGACUAAUGGUGUCAUUUUCAGUUUAAAAUGUGCUGUAGACAAAAUGAAGGAAAUCCUUGAAUUAAGUCACUUAAUGGCUCUGACACACGUCACAUUUUUAAAUAGUUCUGGACCUGGUUUGCAGUUUUAAGUACUUUACGCUACACGGUCAUUUUGAUCGCCCAGGCUUUGUGUUUAACCUCUCGUCUUCUGAACACUAAAUUAGAUGUAAGUUGUUAAGCCUGGGAGAUUUUUAAAAGAUUGCUUCCAGUGUGGAUACAAAUACAACAAAAGUGUAGCCUUGAAUGGGAGCGGAGCGUUCCACUCUCAAAACCCUUCACUGACGUUACGACGACGCCUACUGUGGGCCUGCUGUGCUGCCGAACAGACCUGUUGUUUUACUUUCCCCUUUUUUUCUAUUUCCCCUGUUUUGUAAAGGAAAUAAAGAACCACAAUCCAG
Molecule: messenger RNA, 3155 nt
Organism: Electrophorus electricus (electric eel)
Lineage: Eukaryota; Metazoa; Chordata; Actinopteri; Gymnotiformes; Gymnotidae
Product: ezrin-like
Cellular component (GO): cytoskeleton
Molecular function (GO): actin binding
Source: RefSeq, a predicted model, not a curated record